Abrus precatorius (Indian licorice) is the source of this 1336-nucleotide messenger RNA. Its product is annotated as glutathione transferase GST 23-like. The coding region runs from base 20 to 1078 and encodes 352 amino acids. The transcript is spliced from 3 exons. Gene Ontology annotation, molecular function: glutathione transferase activity. The record is from RefSeq and is a predicted model, not a curated record. Lineage: Eukaryota; Viridiplantae; Streptophyta; Magnoliopsida; Fabales; Fabaceae. Gene Ontology annotation, biological process: glutathione metabolic process. Gene Ontology annotation, cellular component: cytoplasm.
AAGUGAAGGUGGGUGAGUGAUGAUGGGAAGCGAAGAAGUGAAAUUGGUGAAUUUUUGGGUUAGUCCAUUUGGGAAAAGAGUUGAAUGGGCCUUGAAACUGAAGGGAAUUCAAUAUGAAUACAUUGAAGAAGAUAUCUUCAACAAAAGUAAUCUCCUUCUGGAGUUGAACCCCAUUCACAAGAAGGUUCCGGUUCUGAUCCAUCGCAACAAACCCAUUGCUGAGUCUUUCAUCAUCGUUGAAUACAUUGAUGAAACUUGGAAUCACUGUCCGUUGUUACCUCCCCAUCCUCAUCAAAGAGCUCUUGCUCGCUUUUGGGCUACUACUGUUGAACAAAAGCUUGGGAAGGCUGGGUGGGUUGCAAUGUCUGCCAGCGGGGAUGAACAGGAAAAGGCUGUGAAAGAAGCCACAGAAAUGAUGGAGAAGAUAGAAGAAGAGAUUAAGGGGAAGAAAUUCUUUGGAGGCGACAAUAUUGGGUACCUUGACAUUGCACUUGGAUGGAUCUCUUACUUGCUUCCUGUUUGGGAAGAAGUUGGGUCCAUGCAGAUAAUAGACCCACUGAAAUAUCCAAGCACCACUGCAUGGAUGACCAAUUUUCUCAACCAUCCUGUGAUCAAGGACACCUUACCCCCUAGAGAUAAGAUGCUUGUUUACUACCACAGUCGCAAAAACACAUGGCCUUCUUCUAUCUUUCAGAACUUGGUCAAGCUUUUGGAAGCAGCAUGGAUUGCAAUGUGUACCAAAGGGGAUGUACAGAAAAAGCUUCUGAAGGAAGCCUCAGAAAUGCUGGAGAAGAUAGAAGAAGAGAUUAAGGGGAAGAAAUUCUUUGGAGGGGACAAUAUUGGGUACCUUGACGUUGCACUUGGAUGGAUCUCUUACUGGCUUCCUGUUUGGGAGGAAGUUGGGUCUACGCAAAUAAUGGAUCCAGUGAAGUGUCCAGCCAUCAUUGCAUGGAUGAACAAUUUUCUCAACCACCCUGUGAUCAAAGACACAUUGCCCCCUAGAGACAAGAUGCUUGUUUACUUCAACAAUCGCAGAGAGGCAUUAUCUUCAACUUUUCAGGACAGGUUCAAAGUUUAGAUCUAUGUUUCCUAAGGUGCAUGUGGUAGGCAGUCCAAUAUAUUGGAUUGGCCAAGUUUAAUAAGAAUUAGGUUAGGCCCUACAAAGGUUUUACUUUUGAGAGAGUAAUUUCUGUUAAUAAAAACCUUCUGGAUAGGGAGGAGGGAAUUAUACUAGGUUUGUAUGCUGGCUUCUUUCUUCCAUUACAAACAACUUCAGGAUUUAACACUUCGCUUGUAUUAUAUUUGUCAUUAUGGUACUAUGCUAAUAUACCAAAUU